Molecule: messenger RNA, 1704 nt
Organism: Morchella sextelata
Lineage: Eukaryota; Fungi; Ascomycota; Pezizomycetes; Pezizales; Morchellaceae
Exons: 6
Coding region: 1-1704 (567 amino acids)
Molecular function (GO): protein binding
Source: RefSeq, a predicted model, not a curated record
AUGGCACCGAGUGGUUCAAAUACAAAGGUCACGGCUUCCAGAAAAUCCGCCAAGGUGAAGGACGCUUUACCAACUAUAAGAGUUACUAAGGUUUCAAAGAUCCCGAAGACCAAAGCGAAGUCGACGGCAGGGGAACUGCCUCCGAGAAUUACCCGAAAAACGACUCAAAAAGUGGUGAAAUCGUCAAAACUACUUCAUGAUGUAAUAAACGGGAACGACCCCAUUGAUCGACUAACCGAUGAUUGCCUGGAUAUUUUCUUCUCACUCACCCCAGUAGUCGAUCUCAUUAAGAUGAGAAGUGUGAGUAGACUGUGGAAGGAUUCCAUAGACUGGCGUUUGGGGAAUCUUUACUUUCAGAGGAAGUAUUUUCCCGAGUUUGCUGCAACUAAACCUUCUCCGAGUGCCACUAUCCCUUCUCUGUUUAGUAGAGAUGAAUUAUCAAGAAUGUUUAGGAGAAAUGUCUAUCUCGACACGAUGAGAACCAAGUCUAUUGCAACUUCCGUCAAAAAGUUUACAAAGAUUUUUUACCACAGUCUGUGGUGUUAUAGAUCAUGGGCGAUUUGCGGUGACUAUUUUGUUUGGAUGGGAGAAGAACAUCUUAAUAUUCAACGUAUUUUCAAUGUGGGGGACGAUGAAAUCCAACCAAUAAGAAGUUAUCAAUUACUAGAGAAAUACUUCACUUCUUCAAAUUUUUCGAAUUCGCGACAGGCAAUACGGCCUGAAAGCUGUGGUGUUGGGAGCGAAGGAGAUCCUCUUCUUGCAUUAAUAGUGUAUCAAAGGUCUACUGAUAAUUACCCCGCAUGGAAGCUGGGUGGGAAGGUUGUUGUCGUCAAUGUGGUUACUGGGAGACGCUUAUGGUCUCACGAAACACCACGAGAUACAUCGCAGAUUUAUGCCAUUCCCACCCUACGGCAGUACGCCUUAAAUGCUAAUAUCUUCGUAUGGUCAUACAAAACACCGCACCCCGAAGUUUCAUCGCUUGAGAUAAGGGAUAUUCGGACUGGAGAAAUAUUGUUGCAAGUUGAUGGGCUUGCACCAAUAGUGCAUAGGGGAGGCCCGGAAAACCGCACCGGUAAUUCCCAUGCUGGUAUUUGGGUCCAUCCACGUCGAAAUUUAAUCUUCUGCAUACUUGGGCAGCAGACCCCAAAGCGUAUGGGUAUUAUCUGCGCAGACACGGGCAACUGGGUGGCCAUAGCUGAGUUGCCGGUGACACAGUUGAGAGAAUGCCCCACUUGUCAUGGCCCCGCCAGCAGAUUCAAUACUAAUAUCCUUCCUCAUGGGCCCUUUCGGGUCAAUUCACUAUUCGGAUGUGUGAUGUUUGAGGAAUCGGCUCCAAAAGAUCCCGAUUCUCUUGAAAACUUUUACAUCCGCGAAUAUAAUUUUGUGCCGUUUUGCAGCCGAAAUGAACGAGCUUAUGCCGUUUGGUUUCGGAAGAAGGCCUUAUUAAAUCUUCUCCACGUUAACCUAAAGCUGGAGCCCGAAAUGGACGUUUUGACUGAGCAUAAAUCAACGUUUUACUCGCCACAGCCGACCACUAUCAAAAAAUUUGUAACGAGGCCUCAACGAUAUCUCCAAUACGUGCAAGGGAAGAAAUGGGUCAAGUGCAGGUUUGCGAAUAUGAAGGUCCAAGCAUUGAACGACAAAUACCACGUUUAUUCGACCAAGAAGGCUGUUAUCCUAUUGAUGUAUGAGCCCAAAUGGUAG